CUUCUUGAGGAAAUAACUGUUUGACUGAGUAACAGAAAAUGGCUGAAAGUCAUGAACUGUUCGACUGCUCUGUUUGUUUACAAUUACUACAGGAUCCAGUAACGACCAGCUGUGGACACAGUUACUGUAUGAUAUGCAUCAAUGCCUUCUGGGAUAGAAAUAACUCUGGAGGAUACAGCUGCCCUCAGUGCAGGCAGACUUUCAAAGAGAGGCCUGCCCUGAAGAGGAACACACUUCUGGCUGCCCUGUUGGAGGAACACAGGAGGAAGGCCAGUCAAAGUGCUGCUGCUGAAGAUGGUGACACUGAUGCUGAACCCGGGGAUGUUCAAUGUGAUGCUUGCACAGGGAAAAAGAGAAAAGCUGCCAUGUUCUGUCUGGUGUGUUUGGCCUCUUACUGUGAGACCCAUCUGAAGCCUCACUUUGAAGUGACACCACUGAAGAAACACAAAUUGAUACAGGCCUCUGUCGGAAUCAAAGACAACAUCUGUAGUCGUCAUGACAAACUGCUGGAAAUUUACUGCCGUUCAGACCAGCAGGUUAUAUGUCUGCAGUGUGUGAUGGAUGGGCACAAAGGUCAUGACACAGUGACAGUUGCAGCAGAAAAGUGUGAAUCUGAGGUAAGUCAGAUCAGAUAUAUGGAAGUUUUUGUGUCCUGUCCUGUUAUUUUCACAGAAGUUCUAAAAACAUGCUGGUUUGUGUGUGAGCAGAGAAAACUGGACUUGACUAAGCAGGAAAUAACAAACAGAGUGCAGCUGUCCGAGAGGAAAAUGAGGGAGCUGAGGCAAGCUGCAGACUCCAUAAGAGUGAGUACCACACUUUGAUUCAGCAGUACAUUUCUUUACUUUCAAAAGGCUUCAACAAAACUAUUAGAUUAUUGGUUAUUAUUGACAAAGAUAAAUGAAAACCAGGUGUGUGUUAAAUUAGUUGUUUUCUGCACGGAAAAGAGGAAACUCAAGCUUUUCAUGCUUCUGAAACAAGCUGGAGAAAAUGUCCACAUACAUGACUAAAUUUAGAGACAUUUGGUUUGUGUCAUAGAAGAUGUUUUCAGACACAAAGUAAUCAUAAAAAAUGUCAAUCAAUUCCACAUAUUUCAGAGCUUGUGUGUUCCUCCAAAGACUUGAAUGACAACCGUUUAAGUCCCCACCUCCCCCACCGUGGUAACAGCGUUCAACUUGUUAGCAUAAGUAGUACAAGGUAAUAUAACUAACACAUAUAACCAAAUCUCUCAAAAUAAGAUGUUAAUGUUUGGUUUUGUAGCUAAACUCACUUUUGAAUACAUACUGACACCCAGAAUUCUAGAUGUGAGGCUGCGAGAAAUCCUUUUUGGUAGUUUAUGCUGAGCUAAUGAUGAUUUAAAAAAAAAAAAAGUAUUCUUGUUAGAAAUAUUUGUGUUUCCUGGAUAAACUCCACAGAAUAUUGUUUUCUCUAAACCUGUAGUUGGUUAAAAUCCAACGCAAACCAUGUAACCUCUGCAUUGGAUUAACUGACCAGCAUAAAACACCUCUAAACAACUUUUAAGGGUUGUUUGUGUGUUUAUAAAAUGAAUUGUCCAGGCCAGUUACAGAAAAUACAAAAUAUGUCUCUAGUCAUAGCACACUAAACACUGCAUGUUUCCUUCAAGGACUCUGCUUGGGAGGUAUGUGACGAGUUUGAGCAAAUAUGUGCAGAAAACAUUCGUUCAUACGUCUGUUAUAUCGAGAAGAAGUGCUCUGAGAUGAGAGAGAAAGCUGGAGAGGCGGAGAAAGCUGGAGUGGACAGGACCAACAGUCAUCUCAGGGAACUACAGCGUGAAGUGCUUAAGCUGAGGAGGAUGGAGGAUAAACUUGACCAACUUUCACAAACGCAGAACCCCAUUCAGUUUCUCCAGGUAAUGAGCAGAUAUAUGUCUGAUUUCUGUUAUGAUUCUUCUAAAGUCUGUGUUGAGCACUUUGAAUUGCCAUCUUGCUGAAAUACUGUAUACAUGAAUAAAUGUGCCCAGUGUUACAUUUGCCGAGAAUUCCCACCUUUCUCAUUGAGCUGCUAAACUCUGCCAAGUUACAUGAACUUUUGGCCACUUCCUCCGAGCUAUCAUAUAAACUAAAAAAAUACAUCCAGAUACAUAUUUGAAUUGUUGAUUGUCUGAAAUUAUAGUGAUUCAACAAAAAUGGAGGUCAAGGGAUCAUAAUCUACUCCGUUUCUUUUAAAAUGUAGGGAAAUUUAACAAUGUUAGCCUGUUUUACCUGUAAGAUUUUUAUCUAUUUGCUCUGUGCAGGGUUUUCAGGCCUUGGGUGACCUCCCUGUGUCUGCAGCCCAGCAAAAGAGUCUUGGCAUGCUGGCAGAUUUUGUCAAAAGACAGAAAGAUAAAAUGAAAAAUAUGCACAACAACAUGAAGAAGGAUUUAUUCAGUCAUUCUGAAAAAAAUGAGUGUAAGUAAAAUCAUUUUGGGCCUCUACUCCUGACAAUUAGUUUGUUCUCAUGAGUUUAUUUCCUGCACAUUACUUAAGUUUAAGGAGAAAAUUAUCUGUGUUUUUUGAUCAGUGUCAAAUAGACAACAGAAGAGCGAGACAACAACAACAAGGUCCUUUCUUUUGGCCAAAUACAAAAGUAAGUACAGGUAAUAUCCACAGAACAAAUGUGCAUGACAGCUUUAACAAUAAAGAGGUGUUUAAUCUUUUUCUGCAGACUUCAAGGUGGAGGUGGAUCCAAACACAGUAGCUGCAUGUCUUUGCCUGUCUGACACAAACAGUGAGAUAUCCUGGGGAUGUCAAGACCAGGCUCAUCCUGAUCACCCUGACAGAUUCACCUUCUAUCACCAGGCACUGUGCAAAACUGGCCUCACAAGGAGCCACUACUGGGAGGUAGAGUGGGAUGGUGGGGUUGUUGAUUUGGCUGUGUCGUACAAAGGCAUCCAAAGAAAGGGUUCAGGGAAAGAGUGCAGUUUUGGCCACAACAAUCUCUCCUGGAAACUAACCUGCACUUCCUCCGGCUGCACAUUUUGGCACAACAGUCUUCACAAAAGCCGAAUCCAGCCGGUUAUCUCACGUAAAGUUGGCAUACAUCUUGAUUAUGAAGCAGGAACACUGAGCUAUUACAGUAUCUCUGAUGGGAACUUUUUUACAUUGCUACACCAGGUCCAGACCACCUUCACUGAACCUCUCUAUCCUGGCUUCUGUGUUGAUUUAGGUUCAACACUCAAAAUAUGCAACAUCUGACCAAUCAGUUAUUAAGAGGAAUCUGCCUUAGCAUGUAAUAAUGCUAUUAAACCUUGAAAUAAUGGAGAAAAAUGAGGGGCAUCUCAUCCUCCUUGGUUUUGAUCCAUCUGGAGUGCUUUUUGAGACUUUAUAAUGUGGUUUUAGAGCUAACCACAGUACAGGGACUGCUCUACUUAGACUGAUGAAUGAUUGCUUAUGGCUUGCAAUAGUGGAAAAUCUUUGCUCUUUAUUCUUUUAGACUGAAGUAUUAUUGGAAACUUACAGUCAUCCAGAGUUAAUUUGUCCUGUGGGGUACCUCAGGGGUCAGUUCUGGGACCAUUUCUGUUUUCUAUGUAUAUGUUGCCCCUGGGUCAUGUGAUUUAUAGACACAAUGAUUUUCAUUCUAUGCUAGUGACAACCAGCUUUGCAUCGCUUUUAAUAGUACGAACAUUUCCUCACUCAUUAAUUGUAGUACUGAACAUCUAGAGCCUCUCUAAGCAAAUAUUAUUAACAGCUGCAAAAACUGGAAGUCUUUUUGACGAUGUUCUUGAGAAACACAUCAGCUCAGAGGUUCAUUCAUGUUUUUUAUCAGCUAAGAGAACUCUCCAAAAGCACAUUCAAAUCCCAGAAAACACCCCAAGUGCUAUGAAGAUUAAGAUUAUUAUUAUUAUCAUUAUUUGUACCUGAUUUUUAGCAGUUGAUGGUUAUUUUGGUGGAGUUAAGUCUAAGUGAAUUGAUAAUGGAUUCUGGUCACUUCAUACAGUGAAUAUUGGACAGUACUUUAAGAGUGAUGGUUUCUUUUAUUGUCUUAUUUUGUCUGGUGGAUGUAUGAAUUUCUUUCAUUGUCACUAUUUUAUACAGUAUGUAAUUUGAGAAGAAUCAAAAUAUGUUUUUAAGUUGCCAAUUAAAUUUUUUUUUUGGCAAUUAAUAGAGGUUUCAGUGCUUAAAAUAACUGCUGUGUUCAUCCUGCAUUUUAAAGAUCAAACAGUCACACUUGGAUUUAUCAGCUCAAAUGUAGGGAAAUGCUAUUUGAAAGUAAGGCUUUUGAUAGAUUGAGUGUGCAAUCAUUUAAUUUUUUUUCUGUUGUAACAUAAAGUAAAGGCCAUGUUUGACCUAAUUCCAUAUCAUUAUCAUUUAACAGGAAAAAACAAACAAACAAUAAACACAAUUUUAUAAUUAGUUAAUGUACAUUUAAUGUACUUCUUUUUGGAAUUUAACUCACAUAGUACAGUUCAUAUUUUCACAUUAUAACAUGCAGCGCCAGCGCCACAUACAGGAUAAAUCAUUAAAGACAAUCAUAAAAUAGAGUCAAUCGAAUUGUGUGUGUAGGAGUGUUCCACAGUGUCAUAAAAUUUCAGACAGGCCUUGUAAUGCAGCAGCUUCUCUGUCAGAGGGCUGAUGGUCAGCGCUUUACCCUGCACACUCAGGUCUAUGUACCUGGACAUAAUCAGAAUAACAAGCACACAACUUUAGAUGUCAGAAAGGACAGUAUUAAACAAUUUUUUUCAUUGUAAAAAUGUGAUUUUGGCAUGUACUCCAAGUAAGGAAAAGGUAAUACUGUACCUGUAGGACACAUUCCAAAACACAACUGUAUUUAUAGCCAUGAGGGUGGCCAGGAGGAAGAAGAACCUCUCCAGAUUCCCAUCGUGCAGUAUGCUCGGGUAAAAAUUGCCUGUAACCAAUUAUCACUGUUGUUUUAUUUAGUGCAAUGACUCCUACCCUUUUGAAUAAAUCACAAUUUUCAAAGUUAUUAAAAAAAACAAAACAACAUACAAUACAUAAUUUGAAAUUA
Messenger RNA from Xyrichtys novacula (pearly razorfish), 4962 nucleotides. NCBI's taxonomy places the organism in Eukaryota, Metazoa, Chordata, Actinopteri, Labriformes, Labridae. The record is from the annotation of a GenBank genome assembly.